GGCGCAGCAGCGGCAGCAGGCCCUGGUGGAGAGCGUCUGCAGGCACGAGUACCUGGCGGAGAGCGCGGAGCUGGACACCUGGAUACAGGAGCAGUAUGCUGCUGCCUCCAGCGAGGAUUAUGGACAGGAUUAUGAACAUCUAUUGAUUUUACGUUCAAAGUUCGAAGAGUUACGUCACCGUGUGGAAAGUGGUGCGGAGAGGUUCAACCAGUGCGAGGAGCUGGCUAAAAAGCUGCUCGCCUCCGACAGCCCCUACAUCGCUGACAUCGAGCGCCGCCAGGAGGCGCUGGGCGAGUGUUGGCAGCGCCUAGUGGAGCAGAUCGGGUCGCGCGCCCAGCGGCUGCACGCGGCGGGCGAGAUCCACCGCUUCCACCGCGACGCGGGCGAGCUGGUGGUGCGCGCGGGGGAGCGCGCCGCGCGCCUCGCCGCGCCGCCGCCGCCGCGCGACCUGCGCGCCGCCGCCGCCCUGCUCCGCGACCACGACACCCUGGAGACUGACCUCCUAGCUAUCGACGCACAGAUGCAGGUGCUUCAAGAGGAAGGUGCUCGUCUCCAGAAGCUGUGUCCAGGCGGCAACGAGCAGCAGAUCGCACUGCGGCAGCGCGCGCUGGCGGACGCCUGGGCCGCGCUGCGCAGUGCUGCAGACCAGCGCCGGCUGCUGCUGCACCAGCAUCUGGAACUGCACCAGUUCCUCUCUGAGGUGCGGGAUGUACUGACGUGGUCAGCAGCUCUGCGAGGAGGCAUGGCAGGUGCUGCGCGGGCGCGCUCAGCUGCAGCGGCGCAGGCGCAGCGCGCGCACCACGACGCGCUACGUGCGGAGAUAGACGCACGAGAUGAUGACUUCCGUCUCGCUCUAGAAAGAGCACAGCGCUUGAUUGAUGCUGGACAUCCUGCUGCACAGGAGAUAGCAGAGAAGUGCGAGGCUGUGGUGGAGGAGCGCGCACAGCUGCACAGCGCGUGGGCGGCGCGGCAGGUGGCGCUGGACCAGCUGCACGACCUGCACUGCUUCCUGCGCGACGCCAAGCAGCUGCACGAGCUGUGCGCCUCGCAGGAGGCCGCGCUCUCCACAGAGAUAUCGCCCACCUGCAGCGUAGAGGAAGUCGACAACCAACUUAAAAAGCACGAGGCCUUUGAGAAGCUGCUCGCUACACAGGAUGAGAAAUUAACAACAUUAAACAGCCACGGCGAUAAGCUCCUGCAGCAGAACCAUGUGGAGAGCCAACGCAUCGCUGAUGAGCUGCAGCAGAUCAACGAAAGGAGAAAGAAGUUAUAUGACUCUGCAGCGCGUCGUCGCGAGCAGUUAGUACGUUCGCGUGCGCGGGCGCAGUUCGCACGUGACGCUGCAGAAGCUCGCGCCUGGGUGGCUGACAAGCUGGCCCAGCUGCCCGCACAAGCUGGUAAGCUACAAACUUACAACGCCAAGGCAGCCGCCCCACCGGUCGCCAUACUUAACGCGCGCUGCGAGGCCGCCAGCGACUACACGAAGCGCGCGCACGUGUUCCGGCUGUCGUGCGGCGACGGCGCGGAGUACCUGUUCGCGUGCGGCUCGCAGCAGCUGCUGGCCGAGUGGGUGGCCAAGCUGGCCUUCCACGCGCACCUGCCGCCGCAGCUGCAGCUCACACCCUACAGCGAGGCCUCCACCCUGCCCACCCUCUCCACCGUCUCCACCGUCUCCACUGACGAGCUGAGGCGGCGGCUGCACCAGAAUGCAUCCUCGUCAUCAUCAGCGGCGUCGUCCCCGGAGCCGCAGCGCGCCGCCCGCAGCCAGGCCGAGAUCCUGCAGCAGCACAGGAACUCGCAGACCGCGACGCAGGCCGAGCAGCUGCCCUCACAGCGCGCCUCCGCCACUCCGGAACGACAUAUUGAAUCAGCAGUGUUGCCGUCACUACCACCGCGUCAGCCGCCGCAGCCGGCGCAGGCGCACGAAGAACCCGCAGAUGUUGUACUCAGGAAUGCGUCAGAGCGCAGCAGCAGCCCCUGGGGCAGGUCGCGUUUCUCCAACGGCAGAGACCUUAACGCGGAGUUCCUGCGCUCGCAGAGAGAGGCGGAGGGCGGAGUCCCUCCCCUUCCAGCGAGCGUGCCUCCAGAGAGACCUCCCGUCCCCGACAGAGCACCAGCCCUCCCUGAACGAGGACCCAACCUCCCUGAACGUGUACCUCACACCACGGAGAGGAUCCCCACUGAGAGACCAGAAAGAUUAGAGAGAGCAUCCAUGAUAGCUGAACGAGGUCUACUGGAGAAGAACCCCCAGCAAUCCGUCACAGCAUUGGUGAACUCCUACCAGCAGAAGAUGAGCAGAAGCUGGCAGGAGAAGGACCAGAACAGGAACCCAACCUGGCAGGGCCAGGGUCAGGGUCAGAAUAACAACUGGCAGACGGUGGAGACCUCACAUUUCUACUCGACCAGCGAGCUCGCAUACGGCGAGGGCAGUGCAGGCAGCACGAGGCCCGCCUCAGUGGCCGGCAGCGGCGGCUCUCCAGCACUGGACCAGAGACCAGCUUCAAGAUCAUCUGGUGAAUCUGAACUGUCAGUGAGCGGAGUCACGAAGGACAAGAAGGAUAAGAAGGACUGA
Molecule: messenger RNA, 2572 nt
Organism: Papilio polytes (common Mormon)
Lineage: Eukaryota; Metazoa; Arthropoda; Insecta; Lepidoptera; Papilionidae
Product: spectrin beta chain-like
Exons: 17
Coding region: 521-2572 (683 amino acids)
Biological process (GO): actin cytoskeleton organization
Cellular component (GO): cortical actin cytoskeleton; plasma membrane; cell junction
Molecular function (GO): actin filament binding; phospholipid binding
Source: RefSeq, a predicted model, not a curated record